Molecule: messenger RNA, 2709 nt
Organism: Arxiozyma heterogenica
Lineage: Eukaryota; Fungi; Ascomycota; Saccharomycetes; Saccharomycetales; Saccharomycetaceae
Gene: PMA1
Product: H(+)-exporting P2-type ATPase PMA1
Exons: 1
Coding region: 1-2709 (902 amino acids)
Biological process (GO): proton export across plasma membrane; regulation of intracellular pH
Cellular component (GO): plasma membrane
Molecular function (GO): ATP binding; P-type proton-exporting transporter activity; ATP hydrolysis activity
Source: RefSeq, a predicted model, not a curated record
AUGUCUGAAUCCAUUACUGAAGAAAAACCUCCAAAGGAUGUUUAUGAAUCUUCCGGUGAAGAAUCCGAAGAUGAUGAUAUCGAUGCCUUAAUCGAAGAAUUACAAUCCAACCAUGGUUUAGAUGACGGUGACGAUGAAGAAGAUGAACAUGCCGCUGCUGGUGAAGCCAGACUCGUCCCAGAAGAGUUGUUGCAAACCGACCCAUCUUACGGUUUGACUACUGAUGAAGUUCUCAGAAGAAGAAAGAAGUACGGUCUUAACCAAAUGUCUGAGGAGAACGAAUCUCUUGUUGUUAAGUUCCUUAUGUUCUUCAUCGGUCCAAUUCAAUUUGUUAUGGAAGCUGCUGCCAUUUUAGCUGCUGGUUUGUCUGAUUGGGUCGAUUUUGGUGUUAUCUGUGGUUUGUUAAUGUUAAACGCUUGUGUUGGUUUCAUUCAAGAAUUCCAAGCUGGUUCUAUUGUCGAUGAAUUAAAAAAGACUUUAGCUAACUCUGCUAUCUUGAUCAGAGAUGGUCAAUUAGUUGAAGUCCCAGCCAAUGAAGUUGUUCCAGGUGAUAUCUUACAAAUGGAAGAAGGUACUAUUAUUCCAGCUGAUGGUAGAAUUGUUACUGAAGGUUGUUUCGUUCAAGUUGACCAGUCUGCUAUUACUGGUGAAUCCUUAGCUGUUGACAAGCACUACGGUGACCAAACUUUCUCCUCCUCUACUGUUAAGAGAGGUGAGGGUUUCAUGGUCGUUACUGCUACUGGUGACAACACUUUCGUCGGUAGAGCUGCUGCUUUAGUCAACAAGGCUGCCGGUGGUCAAGGUCACUUCACUGAAGUCUUAAACGGUAUUGGUACUAUCUUGUUAGUUUUGGUCAUUAUCACCUUGUUAUUAGUCUGGACUGCUUCCUUCUACAGAACUGAUGGUAUUGUUAGAAUCUUAAGAUACACUUUAGGUAUUACCAUUAUUGGUGUUCCAGUCGGUUUACCAGCUGUUGUUACCACCACCAUGGCUGUCGGUGCUGCUUACUUGGCUAAGAAGCAAGCUAUUGUUCAAAAGUUAUCUGCUAUUGAAUCUUUAGCUGGUGUCGAAAUCUUAUGUUCCGAUAAGACUGGUACUUUGACCAAGAACAAGUUGUCCUUACACGAACCAUACACUGUUGAAGGUGUUUCUGCUGACGAUUUGAUGUUAACUGCUUGUUUAGCUGCUUCCAGAAAGAAGAAGGGUUUGGAUGCCAUCGACAGGGCUUUCUUAAAGGCUUUAGCUCAAUACCCAACUGCCAAGAAUGCUUUAACCAAAUACAAGGUUCUUGAAUUCCACCCAUUCGACCCAGUUUCCAAGAAGGUUACUGCUGUUGUCGAAUCCCCAGAAGGUGAAAGAAUUGUCUGUGUCAAGGGUGCUCCAUUAUUCGUUUUAAAGACUGUCGAAGAAGACCACCCAAUCCCAGAAGAUAUUCAUGAAAACUACGAAAACAAGGUUGCUGAACUAGCCUCCAGAGGUUUCAGAGCUUUAGGUGUUGCAAGAAAGAGAGGUGAAGGUCACUGGGAAAUCUUAGGUGUUAUGCCAUGUAUGGAUCCACCAAGAGACGAUACCGCUGAAACUGUUGCUGAAGCUAGACGUUUAGGUUUGAGAGUCAAGAUGUUAACUGGUGAUGCUGUUGGUAUUGCCAAGGAAACCUGUAGACAAUUAGGUUUAGGUACCAACAUCUACAAUGCUGAAAGAUUAGGUUUAGGUGGUGCUUCUGACAUGCCAGGUUCUGAAUUAGCUGAUUUUGUUGAAAAUGCUGACGGUUUUGCUGAAGUCUUCCCACAACACAAGUACAGAGUUGUCGAAAUCUUACAAAACAGAGGUUACUUGGUUGCUAUGACUGGUGAUGGUGUUAAUGAUGCUCCUUCCUUAAAGAAGGCUGAUACUGGUAUUGCUGUCGAAGGUGCCACCGAUGCUGCUAGAUCUGCUGCUGAUAUUGUUUUCUUAGCCCCAGGUUUAUCUGCUAUUAUUGAUGCCUUGAAGACUUCCAGACAAAUUUUCCACAGAAUGUACUCUUAUGUUGUUUACCGUAUUGCUUUAUCCUUACACUUAGAAAUUUUCUUAGGUUUAUGGAUUGCUAUUUUGGAUACUUCCUUAGACAUUGACUUAAUUGUCUUUAUUGCUAUUUUCGCCGAUGUCGCCACCUUAGCUAUUGCUUAUGAUAACGCUCCAUACUCUCAAAAGCCAGUCAAGUGGAACUUACCAAGAUUAUGGGGUAUGUCUAUCAUUUUGGGUAUCAUCUUAGCUGUUGGUUCCUGGAUCGCCUUAACUACCAUGUUCCUACCAAAGGGUGGUAUUAUCCAAAACUUCGGUUCUAUUGAUGGUGUUAUGUUCCUGGAAAUCUCUUUAACCGAAAACUGGUUAAUUUUCAUCACCAGAGCUGUUGGUCCAUUCUGGACUUCUAUUCCAUCUUGGCAAUUAGCUGGUGCUGUCUUUGCUGUCGAUAUCAUUGCUACUAUGUUCACCUUAUUCGGUUGGUGGUCUCAAAACUGGACUGACAUUGUUACUGUCGUCCGUAUCUACAUCUGGUCCAUUGGUGUCUUCUGUGUCUUAGGUGGUGCUUACUAUGAAAUGUCUGAAUCUGAUGCCUUUGACAGAUUAAUGAACGGUAAGCCAUUGAGAGAACAAAAGUCUACCAGAUCUGUCGAAGAUUUCUUAGCCGCUAUGAGAAGAGUUUCCACUCAACACGAAAAGGAAAUGUAA